GGACGGUUUUCGUGGUGCAGUGGGACAAGGUCUACCUUCAGGGCAAGGAGGACGUGGGCAGCUUCACCUUCCAGGCGGCCCUGCACCGCACCGGGAGGAUCGUCUUUGGGUACAAGGAGGUGAGAGAUGUUUGUGCUUGGGAGAGCACAAACCUCCCUGUGAGGAUGGGCGCGCGGGGCAGCUUCGUGCCCGACCUGAAGCCAAGACUCUGCCUUUCAGAGUCGCGCCGCCGGACCAUCUACGAGUAUCACCGCGUGGAGCUGGACACCAGCAAGAUCACCAACAUGUCAGCUGUGGAGUUCACCCCGCUGCCCACGUGUCUCCAGCACCGGAGCUGUGAAACGUGUGUGACUUCGGAGCUGACCUUCAACUGCAGCUGGUGCCACGUCCUGCAGAGUCACGAUGCCGAGCCCUCCUCAGAUGAGAAGACCUGCGAGGAUUUAGCAGAAGGCGACCGUUAUCCAGCACCCCCUGACAGCUCUCUCCCGCCGCUGGAUGUGGAUGUCACCACCUCCACGGCCUCACUCUUCAUCGACAGCCUCACGACGGAAGACGACACGAAGCUCAAUCAGUACGCAGGAGGCGAAGGGGUGGGAAGCAGCCUCCCUUCCAAGAAAGCGGCCGCCCCGAUUCACACCGGUACCAUCGUGGGGAUCGUUCUGGCGGCGUUGCUCAUUGCAGCCAUCGUCCUGGCUGGGAUCUACAUCAACAGCCACCCCACCUCCACCGCUGCCCUCUUCUUCAUUGAGCGAAGGCCACAUCACUGGCCUGCCAUGAAAUUCCGAAAUCACACCAACCACGCGACGUACUCGGAGGUGGAGCCGGCCAGCCAGGAGAAGGAGGGCUUCGUCGAAGCAGAACAGUGCUGA
This is a messenger RNA of Tauraco erythrolophus (red-crested turaco), 869 nucleotides long. NCBI's taxonomy places the organism in Eukaryota, Metazoa, Chordata, Aves, Musophagiformes, Musophagidae. The record is from RefSeq and is a predicted model, not a curated record.